Molecule: messenger RNA, 8212 nt
Organism: Dipodomys ordii (Ord's kangaroo rat)
Lineage: Eukaryota; Metazoa; Chordata; Mammalia; Rodentia; Heteromyidae
Exons: 56
Coding region: 1-8178 (2725 amino acids)
Cellular component (GO): myosin complex; cytoskeleton
Molecular function (GO): ATP binding; cytoskeletal motor activity; protein binding
Source: RefSeq, a predicted model, not a curated record
AUGGGCGGAAGCAAGGGCAAAGCCCCCCAGCACCGGGCGCGCCCCAGGAAGCCAGCCUCGGGGGAGCAGGAGUCUGGAUCGGCCAGCGCGGACGGACAGCCUGGACGUGGCCAAGCCCGCCGAGACACCGCGGGGGACAAGCGGGCCGCUGGUGACCGUAGGAAACCCUCUGCCGCCGGGGGCAGCGGGGGCAGAAGCCCAGAGACAGAGGCCCGGGAGAGGCGAGGCAGCACGCGGCGUCGGGGCCAGGGGCCGGUGGACGGCUGCGAGCCGGGGGACAGCCCCGGGGACUGCCCCGAGGAGGAGGAGGGCCUCCCUGGAGCGGCAAGGACCGGCAAGCGCGGCCAUCGCAGGAGGAGAGGGAAACGGCGGCGGGGACCUUCGGCGCCGAGAAGCCGAGGGGAGCCUCGGAGCCUCGAUGAGGACACGUCGGGCAGGGAUGGAGGCAGCUCCUGCCCGGACAGCGAAGCCCGCGAACCCCAAGAGAGCGGCGGGGCCCCGCCGCCGCUGCCCCAGGGGGAGCCAACGGCCACGGGAUCGGAGGGGGCCGAGGGGGCGUCCGGGGCGGGCCAAGCUCCGCGGAGCGGGGAAGGCUCGUCGGGGACCGGGCCCCGGGCGGCGAGUGGGGGAUCGGGCACAGACACGGGCUCGAAUCCAGAGCGCGCCGGGCCCGCACGGCGCCCCCCGAGGGCGCGGGGCAAGGCAGGCCGGGUCCCCGAAGCCCGAGAGACCGAGCUGGGUGGGAAAGCCCCGACCUCCAGCCCGCUUGGGAGCAGCAGCUCGCGGGACGCGUGGGACGCCGCGCCGGACGGGGACGCCAGUGGUGGCGACGCGCGGGCCGAGGCCUCGACGGCCGGGGCGCGGCGACGCCAGGUGGACAAGGUGGCGGGGAAGGUGCAGGAAGGAGCCCGAGAGGGAGAGGGAGACGGCGCAGGGGACCCAGAGCCGGGGGACCCCGCGCCGCUCGCCGCUCUCGUGGUGCUCCACAAGUUCCGCGCCAGGCCCCCGCCAGGCCGCGCUCCCCAGGUCGCCGAGCAGCGGCGCGGCGGCUUCAAGGCGUGGAUCCUGCGGGUGGCGCGCGCCCUGGGCCUGCUGCGCUGGCUUCGGGGACGGAUCCAGUCACCUGCCGGUCAGGGGCAGGGGGCGGGACCGCGGGCGGAAGAGGGGCGUGGCCUCCUGCGGGAAGGCGAGGGGUGUGACUUCGGGCGGGAAGGCGAGGGGCGGGGCCUCGGGAGGGCAGGCGAGGGGCGGGGCGAGGGGCCGGCGCCGCCGCGCCGCCGUCUAGCUUUGCGCCUGGCUGGUUUAGCCCGGCUCCGGGGCCUCCUGCGGGCUCCCCCUGGCGGCGGCUCGAGUCCUCCGCAGGCCCCGAGGAGCCCAGUCUCUGAUCACCGUCCUUCGGACGACGAGGACCCAACACCGGAUCCCAAGUUCGCGGUGGUGUUCCCCAGAAUCCACCGGGCGGCGGGGAGGGCGUCCGCGGCGACUCCCAGCCGCGCCUGGUCUGGGGCAGGAGCGGCAGAGGCCGGGGAGGGGCCGGGGGCUGGCGGGGAAGGGGUGCGGGGGCUCGGCGAUGCCUCGGCCCCCGCCUCCACUCCCCUCGACGGGACUCCGCGGCGUGAGGAGGAGCCGGUGACCUCGGGAGCCGAGACCCCGGCGCACUGGGCGCAGGGCUGCGGCCCCCAGGAGGAGCCCGGGCUCGGCCCCGCCGCGCUGCUGCCUCGGCUCACCCUGGAGACCCGCGUGCCCCGCGAGCGGAGCCCGGGCCCGGCCCUGCGGGAGCAGUGGGAGCCCGAGGAUGAGGCCGAGGCCGCCCUCGAGAGACGCCUGGAGCUGAGCCUCGGGCCGGGCCUGCGGACGCCGCCGUUCCCCGGUGCCGAGGACCGGACCCUCAGCGAGGGCCUGGAGGACACGGAGGACGUGGCACGUCUGCGGCUGGUGAGUGACAGCUCCGUGCUGUUGUGCCUCAAGAGGAGAUUUCACCUGGGCCGCAUCUACACUUUCGGGGGACCCCUCCUGCUUGCUCUGAAUCCCCACCAGCCUCUGCCUGUCUUCUCACCGGAAGUCUUGACCAGCUACCAUCCCAGGAAGGCCCCCAGCUCCUCCCCACACAUCUAUGCCAUCAUGGCAGCGGCCUGUGGCCUAUCUCAGAGCGCCGGGCAGGACCCCUGUAUCCUCCUGGCGCUCCUCCUCUGCAGUGGGCACAGUGGCUCAGGGAAAACUGAAGCUGCCAAGAAGAUGGUACAGUUCCUAAGCAGCCUGGAUCAGAAGCAGGCAGGGGACAGAGGGUGCCAGCUGGACGAUGUGCUGCCAGUGCUCAGCAGCUUUGCCCAUGCCAAGACCAUCCUGAAUGCCAACGCCAGCCGCUUCGGCCAGGUCUUAUGCGUCUGCCUGCAGCGGGAGGUCAUCGUGGGAGCCUCUGUGUCACAUUAUCUGCUGGAGACCUCCAGAGUGGUGUUUCAAGGCCGGGCCUGUAGGCUCCAGGGCAAGGAGGAAGCCCUGGACUUCGCCGAGCUGGCAAAGGCUCUGCAGGCCCUGGGCUUGCGCCCCGAGGAGCUCACUGCGGUGUGGACUGUGCUGGCCAUCAUCCUACAUCUGGGCAACAUCUGCUUCUCGUCCUCAGAGCGGGAGUUCCAGGAAGUGGCUGCUGUGUCCAGCUGGGCCGAGAUCCACACGGCAGCCCGGUUGCUGCAGGUGCCACCAGAGCAACUGGCGGGAGCUGUGACCACGAGGGUCAUGGAAACACCCUACGGCCGGGUCUCCAGAUCGCUGCCUGUGGAAAGCGCCAUUGACGCCAGGAACGCCCUGGCCAAAGCCCUGUACCUGCGGCUCUUCAGCUGGCUCCUGAGGAGGAUCAACACACGGCUGGCUCCGCCCGCGGAGGGAGGCAGCGUGGGCAGCGUUACUGUCGUGGACGCCUAUGGCUUUGAGGUCACCCCUGGGGCCCUGGGGACAGAGGGGCAGGGUGACUGCUCUGACCGAGAAAGGUGUGGCGCCAUCCUCACCCAGGUGCUGGGAGCAGAGUCGCCUCUCUAUCACCUCGGAGUCACCCAGGUCCUGCUGCAGGAGCAGGGCUGGCAGCAGCUGGAGCGGCUCUGGGCCCAGCGCCGCGCCCAGGCCUUGCUCACGCUGCACCGCGGCCUCCGGGUCUGCAUCUCCCGCCAGCGCCUCCGCCUCCUGCCCCGGAUGCAAGCUCGUGUGCGUGGGCUCCAGGCCAGGAAGCGCUACCUCCGGCGCCGGGCGGCUCUGGGACAGCUGAACACCAUCCUUCUGGUGGCCCGGCCCCUGCUCCACAGACGGCAGAAGCUGCAGCUCGGGCACUGGCGUGACCAGCACAGUGGCGGCACCUGGGAGAAAGUGCCAGACAUGGAUCUGGGACGCUUGGAAAUCCCAGCAGAGCUGGCCGCUAUGCUGCGGAGGGCAGAAGGCAGCCAAGAUGUCCUGGCUGGAACCAUCAAGGAAUCCAUGCCCCCGGAGGUUCCUGCCCGGCCCAGCCUGUCUCUCCCAGCCGACAUCGACCAGUUUCCCUUCUCCAGCUUCGUCUCCAUCAGCUUCCAGGAGCCAUCUCUGCCCAGCCCAGGGCAGCCACUGACCAGGCCCCUGACCCGGCUGGACAGGGAGACCCCUCAGCAUGCUCUGGAGAUCAACAAGGUGAUGCUGCGGCUCCUGGGGGACGGAUCCUUGCAGCCCUGGCAGGAGCACACCAUGGGCACGUACCUGGUACGGCAGGGGCUGCGCCGGCCUGGCCUUCGGGACGAACUCUUCAGCCAGCUGGUGACCCAACUCUGGCGUAACCCGGAUGAACAGCAGAGCCAGCGGGGCUGGGCCCUCAUGGCCAUCCUGCUCAGCGCCUUUCCCCCCACGCCCGCUCUGCAGAAGCCGCUGCUCAAAUUUGUGUCUGACCAGGCCCCCAAGGGCAUGGCAGCACUGUGCCAACACAAACUACUGGAAGCCCUGGCGCAGACGCCGCUGGCGCCCGGGGCUGCCCGGACUCACCCUCCAACCCAGCUCGAGUGGAAGGCCGGAUGGCGGCGGGGCCGCAUGGCGCUGGACGUCUUCACCUUCAAUGAAGAGUGCUUCUCGGUGGAGGUGGAGUCCUGGACCACGGGAGAGGAGUUUGCGGGGUGGAUUCUGCAGAGCAGAGGCCUGGAGGUGCCCCCGCGUGGCUGGUCUGUGUCACUGCAUUCUGAGGACGCCUGGCAGGAUUUGUCUGGCUGCGACUUUGUGCUGGACCUGAUAGGCCAGAUGGAGGACUUGGGGGACCCGGCUGACCCCCACAGCUACCCCUUCACUUCUUUUGACUUAGCCGAGGACAUCCCCCCGGCCCCUGGCGUCCAGGCCCCCUCUCUGCCCCCAGGACUUCCUCCAGGCCCCGCCCCCACCCUGCCCAGCAGAUAUCACACAGGCGAGGCCCGGCCCGCUGGGAGCUUGGAUGGCUUCCUGGACCACCUCUUUGAGCCUGUCCUCACCCCAGGCCUCAGUGAUCUGGACCAAGGCUGGGCCCUGAGCAGCCGCAUGAAGGGAGGGGGCUCCGUGGGCCCCUCGCAGCAGCAGGGCUACCCCAUGGUAUACCCAGGGAUGAUGCAGAUGCCCGGGUACCAGCCAGCCAUGGUGCCCGCACCUGUGCCUAUGAUGCCAGCGAUGGGUCCCAUCCCUGCUAUCCCAGCCAUGAUGGUGCCGCCGCCGCCGCCGCAGCUUCCCAGCCUGGACACACAGCAGCUGGCAGUCCAGCAGCAGAACUUCAUCAACCAGCAGGCGCUGAUCCUGGCCCAGCAGAUGACCACCCAGGCCAUGAGCCUGUCUCUGGAGCAGCAGAGCCAGCAGCGCCAGCGCCAGGCACAGGCCUCCAGAGCCACCUCCCAAGCCCCAUCCCCGGCCACCACCCCCAAGUCCAAGAAGCCCCCCACUCCUCAAGAGGUGCCAGAGAGCGAUCCGGAACCCACGGGCGCCUGCUGGAGGGACUUCGCAGAGGAAGCUGAACACAGCCCUGGCCACCCCGAGAGCUUCCAGCAGAAACGGGAGUACUUCCAGAAGAUGGGGCAACAACAGAUCAAGGUGAAGAAGGUGAAAUCUCCACCCAAAGUCCAGAUUCCCCAGGGGGGAGAGACGGAGGAAGAGGAGGAAGAGGAAAGUAGAGCAGAGCCGCCCCCUCCUCCUCUCGCAGUUGUGAAAAAGCCCUUGAAACAAAGCGGGGAUAAAGCUGCAAAAGAGGCAGAGGCAGAGCCAGCCAAGGAGGCUGCGAGAGAGGCCGAGGCAGAGCCAGCCAAGGAGGCAGUGCCGGCCCGGGCCAGGGAGCCCAGGCCACACAGCUCGAACCCCACUCCCCAGCGCCCAGAGCCCAGCAAGGAGAUCCGCAACAUCAUCCGGAUGUACCAGAGCCGCCCGAGCCCCGUGCCCGUGCCCGUGCAGCCAGCCAGGCCUCCCAAAACUUUCCUGAAGAAAAAUGAUCCCAAGGAUGAGGCUCUGGCCAAGCUGGGUAUCCACAGCACCCAGUCAGCGCCAUCGAUACCGUCCCCCAACCUAGACAAAGGCCCCCCGCCAGCCGUGGCUCCAAAGCCCAAGGCCCUGCCACGACUUGGGCCCUCCAGCUCUAUCAAGGAAAAGCAGGGGCCUCUUCAGAAUCUGUUUGGGCCAAACUCGCCCAUAGCCCAGACACCCCCUCUUCCACCGGCACCCCCAUUGCCUCUGCCUGAGGAACCCAGCAUCUCUUCAGUGGAGCCUCGUGCCUUGAGGGAGCCCAUGGAGGACCAAGGGGUCUGCACCCAGCUACUGACCCCGUCUGGCAGCGUGUGCUUCUCCUAUGCCAGCGCACCCUGGAAGCUGUUCCUACGCAAGGAGGUGUUCUAUCCCCGGGAGAACUUCAGCCAUCCCUACUGCCUCCAGCUUCUUUGUGAGCAGAUCCUGCGAGACACCUUUGCUGAGUCCUGCAUCCGCAUCUCUCCAGAUGAGCGGCACAGAAUGAAAGACCUGCUGAGAGACCUGGAGGUGGGCCUGGACUCCCUGGCCGCCGCUGAAGACAGUGUCAAGAAGCGCAUCGUGGUGGCUGCCCGCGACAACUGGGCCAAUUACUUCUCCCGCAUCUUCCCGGUCUCGGGAGAGAGAGGCAGUGAUGUCCAGCGGCUGGCUGUGUCUCACCGAGGGCUGCGACUCCUCAAGGUGGUCCAAGUCCCCAGCUUCCAUCUAGACCAGCUGAAGACACUGUGCUCCUACAGCUUUGCCCAGGUGCUGGGUGUGGAGUGCCGGGGCAGCUCCGCCCUGGAGCUGACGCUGAAGGGUGAGCAGCUGGUGCUGCACACGCCCCAGGCGAGGGCCAUCAAGGCUAUGGUGGAGCAGUACCUGGAAGAGCUUAGGAAGGGGUCUGGCUACGUCAUCGCUUUGCGCAGCUACAUCACGGAUGACCACAGCCUCCUCAGCUUCCACCGUGGGGAUCUCAUCAAGCUGUUGCCAGGGACUACUCUGGAGCCAGGCUGGCAGUUUGGUUCUGUUGGAGGUCGAUCUGGAUUGUUCCCUGCUGACAUGGUGCAGCCGGCCGCUGCACCCGACGUCUCCUUCUUGUCGGAGCAGAAGCCCAGCUGGCAGCGCAAGAGUCAGGCCCAGCCCAGGGAGCCGGCUCUGAGGGACAGGGCCUCGGAAGUGAGGAAGCAUCCUGCCUACAGUGACGACUCGGAUGCCACCAGUCUGCCUUCCUCAGAGUACCCCCCGCUGUCCUCUGAACCCCACAACUAUACCAUGCAGGAAUUUGCCCUGCGCUACUUCCGGAAGCCUCAUACCAUGCCGGGUCAGACGGGCGGAGGUUCCGAGGGGGACACGACAGCCAGUCAGGUGCAGUACAGCAAGACUCCCAUCCAGGAAUCGCUCAUUAAUACCAAUGACGAGGACACAAACAGCAAGGCUGUGGCAGGCUUCCAGGUUUUGAUGCAGUAUAUGGGGGACCAGUCUAAGCCUCGGGGCAAGAAGGAGCCGGAGCUGCUCUAUGAGCUGCUGAAGCUGUGCCGGGAGGAGCAGCUCAGGGAUGAGAUGUACUGCCAGGUCAUCAAACAGGUCACGGGACACCCCCAGCCGGAGCGCUGUGUCCGGGGCUGGAGCUUCCUCAGCCUCCUCGCAGGCUUCUUCCUCCCGUCCACCACACUGAUGCCCUAUGUGACCAAGUUCCUACAGGACUCAGGCCCCAACCAAGAGCUGGCCCGCAGCAGCCAGGAGCACCUCCAGCGCACGGUCAAAUACGGGGGCCGGCAGCAGCUGCCCCUACCGGGUGAAAUGAAGGCUUUCCUGAAAGGGCAAGCGGUCCGGAUGCUUCUAAUUCACCUGCCUGGCGGCUUGGACUACAAGACAAACCUCCACACCUUCACGGUGGCAGGAGAAGUACUGGAGGAGCUAUGUGGGCAGAUGGGCAUCACGGACCCCCAGGAAGUGCAGGAAUUUGCCCUCUUCCUCAUCAAAGGGGAAGGGGACCUGGUCCGGCCCCUGCGGCCCCCCGAGUAUCUCAACAGUGUGCUGGUGGCGCCGGACCUGAGCCUGCACAGCCGGCGGCUCGGCUGGGAGAGCCCGCUGCACUUUGACCACCCCACCUACAUCGACACCCACUAUGGCCAGGUGCUGCGGGACUACCUCCAGGGGAAGCUGAUGGCCCGCGCCCAGGCCGAGGCUCAGCUGGCUCAGAUGGCUGCCCUCCAGCACCUCAGCAGGGCCAGCAAGGACCCGCCCUCCGAGCAAGACCUGCUGGCCUACAUACCCAAGCCGCUGCAGUGGCAGGUGAACAUGGCCGCCAUAAGGAGUUUGCUGAGCCAGGAGCUGAGGCAGCUGAAAGAUUACGACCCCCAGGAAGCACAGAUCAGCUUCAUCCAGGCCGCAAGGCAGCUGCCCCUCUUUGGCUACACUGUCUAUGUGGUGCUUCGAGUGAGCAAGAUGGUCUUUCCUGGGCCUGUCCUCCUGGGGCUCAACCGCAGACACCUGGUCCUCAUGGACCCCAGCUCCCAGAAACUGUGCUGCUCCAUUGACCUGAAGCACCUGCAGCGGCUCCACCUGCUGAGCCCGCUGGAGGAGAACGGGCCGCCUGGGCUGGAGCUCAACUGGGGCUCCGCCGACAGCCCCCAGACCAUGUGGGUGGAGCUGCCGCAGGCCCAGGAGCUGCAGCACACCAUCGUCUUCCUGAUGGAGGGCAGUGGGUCUUCCUCUCAGUGAGGGGGUGGAGGCGAGGGGCCCAGUCUACCUUCUG